UGGCGAUCGGCGCCGACGGCCGAGCCCUGCUGGCGGCGGCGGCCGCCCUGCUCGCCGCCGCCGCCGUCGCCGCCGGCGACCGGGCCAGCGUCGAGUACACGAACCAGUUUGCGGUGCUGGUGCCCGGCGGCCGAGCGCGCGCCGAGCGAGCCGCCGACGAGCACGGCUGCUCGCUGGUCGACUCGAUCGGCGACCUCACCGACCACUACCUGCUGGAGUGUCACAGCGUGCACAAGCGCUCCACCGAGCAGGCGCGCCAUCACACCAGCCGGCUCAUGGACUCGGACGAGAUUCUGUGGGCCGACCAGCAGUAUUUCAAGACGCGCAAGAAACGGCAUGGCGGCGACACUCUGGCCCGCGCGCUAGACCGGCUGUCGGUGCCGUUCCAGCUGGACGCUUUGGACGCGCUCGACGGCCGAGGCGAUGGCGAGCGGGUGCGCCUGCGCAGUCCGCAGGCCUACUGGCCCGACCCCCUCUACAGGGAGCAGUGGUACCUGAACGGCGGCGCCAAGGACGGCAGCGACAUGAACGUGAUCCCCGCCUGGCAGCAAGGCUACAGCGGCAAGGGCGUGGUCGUCUCCAUCCUGGACGACGGCAUUCAGCCCGACCAUCCCGACCUGGCCGCCAACUACGACAGCCGCGCGUCGCUGGACAUUAAUGACAACGACGACGACCCGACGCCGCGGGAUGACGGCACGAACCGGCACGGCACGCGCUGCGCUGGCGAGGUGGCCGCCGUCGCCGGCAACACCGUCUGCGGCGUCGGCGUGGCGCCCAACGCCAGCAUCGGAGGCGUUCGCAUGCUGGACGGCGGUGUCAACGACCACGUGGAGGCCAAGGCGCUCAGUUACCGCCGCAACCACAUUGACAUCUACAGCGCCUCGUGGGGGCCGGAGGACGACGGCAAGACUGUGGACGGGCCCGGCCCGCUGGCGCGGCGCGCCUUCAUCGAGGGCGUGCUUAAGGGUCGCGGCGGCAAGGGCUCCAUCUUUGUGUGGGCUUCGGGGAACGGUGGCCAGUACGUGGACAAUUGCAACUGCGACGGCUACACCAACAGCAUCUUCACGCUGUCCAUCUCGUCAGCCUCUCAGGGCGGCAACAAGCCCUGGUACCUGGAGGAGUGCGCCUCCACGCUGGCGACCACCUACAGCUCGGGCACGCCGCUGAAGGACAAAUCGAUCGCCACCUGUGACCAAGACGCCGCGCUCCGGCCCAAACACAUCUGCACCGUGGCCCACACAGGCACGUCGGCGUCGGCGCCGCUAGCGGCCGGGCUCUGCUCGUUGGCGCUGGAGGCCAACCCGACGCUGACCUGGCGGGACAUGCAGUACAUCGUGCUUAUGACGUCGCGGUCCGAGCCGCUGGCCAAGGAGGUGGGCUGGCGGACCAACGGUGUCGGCCGCAGAGUGAGUCACAAGUUCGGCUACGGCCUGAUGGACGCCGGCGCCAUGGUGGACCUGGCCAAGCGGUGGACGUCCGUGCCGGCGCAGCACAUCUGCAUCACGCCCAUCGAUAGCCGGACGCGGGCGAUCCCCACCGAGUACGGCGGCCAGCUGCGCGUCUCCAUGGAGGCGGCCGCCUGCCACGGCACUCCGCAGACGGUCAACUUCCUGGAGCACGUACAGUGCAAGGUGACGCUGACAUACGUGCCGCGCGGCAACCUGUGCAUCCUGCUCACAUCGCCGGCCGGCACUGUCACCACGCUGCUGUUCAAGCGGCCGCGAGACGUCACCGGCAGCAGCUUCGACCGUUGGCCCUUCAUGUCGGUCCACUUCUGGGGCGAGAACCCGCGCGGCGUCUGGAACCUGACCGUGAUCAACACCGACCGACCGACCAUGUACCCGCACACGCAUGCCCCGGAGACGGGCGGCGUGCUGAAGGAGUGGCAGCUGAUCCUGUACGGCACGGAGCAGGAGCCCAUCCGACUGCGGCCGCCGCCCGGGGAGCAGCCGGCCGCCGGUGCGGCGGUGCGCGCCUCGGUAGUGAACCGGAGCGGCACGUCCACGAUCGGCCUCUACUGCAGCCGCCAGUGCGUGCACAGCUGCCAGACGCAGCCCGCCGGCGACAGCUGCAAACGAUGCCGCGAACAGUACAAAAGCGACUGCAAGCGCAGCUGCGACCCGGGCACCUUCUACAGCGGCGAGUCAGGCUGCCAGCCGUGCCACUCCUCCUGCGGCACCUGCUUCGGCCGGCUGCAGAACCAGUGUCUGGACUGCGCCGCCGGACACCAGCUCAUCACCGACCUCAGCGUGUGUGUGGCCGCCUGCCCCGACGGCUACUUUAACGUGAACGGGACCUGCGAGUCAUGUGGACCGCACUGCACCUCGUGCGUGGGCUCCAGCAACCACUGCCUCAGCUGCGCCCCGCACCUGAUCCUGCACAAGAACCAGUGUGUGGCGUCGUGUCCGGCGGGCACGUACGAGGUCAACGAAAGAUGCGAGCUGUGCUCGGCCGGAUGCGAGACUUGCGUGGGUCCCAGUGACACCAACUGUGUGCUGUGCCGCUCGGGGCUGACGCACGUCGACGGCCAGUGCGUGUCGGCCUGCCCGCCAGGUAGGCCGUGCGGGCGCUGAGCGCGCGCCGCCCCUCCCGGCCCCGUAGUGAGACGCAUGGGCCGCGGCGGCCGGGCCGCCCUUUGAGUUGCGCUGGUCGGUGGCUUGUUUGAGUUUGCAUGGGCCGGCGCGGCGGCGGCGGGCGCUCCGCGUCGGAGACCGGCGCCGGCGAACCGGCGGCCGCUGCCGGCCGGCCGGGGUAGCGCGGCGACGGACACCGGCCACCGGCCUGCCCCGCCGCCCGCGAGACGACGGAGCGGGCGUCGGUGGCAGCCCCUCGGUCUGGCCACGCGGAGAGCUGGCCAGCCGGCCAGCAGAGGGGCAUGUAGAAGCGGAGCGCUGGGCUCUGGCGACCGGACGGUCUGAACUGCGCUGGGACGGCGGCGCGAGGUCUGAAGCACAGGAAAUUGUGUUGUCAAGAUUCUAGUCAAAGUGAAGUUAUUCCGUCCAGUUGUGGGCUGUUGGCCCGGCCGUUCCGUGAGGCGAGAUUCCGCGAGGGACCACCCGUUUGCUGUGGUUUGAUGAAAUUCCCUGUGUUCUAAGUGUGUGCGAGUGCCAAAACUGUUGGCUUUUAUCGUCAAUAAAUACCGACUGCCAAUGAA
Messenger RNA from Pollicipes pollicipes, 3154 nucleotides. Its product is annotated as furin-like protease 2. The transcript is spliced from 15 exons. The record is from RefSeq and is a predicted model, not a curated record. The coding region runs from base 276 to 2573 and encodes 765 amino acids. Gene Ontology annotation, biological process: protein processing. NCBI's taxonomy places the organism in Eukaryota, Metazoa, Arthropoda, Thecostraca, Pollicipedomorpha, Pollicipedidae. Gene Ontology annotation, cellular component: trans-Golgi network; Golgi membrane. Gene Ontology annotation, molecular function: serine-type endopeptidase activity.